Messenger RNA from Cooperia oncophora, 1020 nucleotides. The record is from the annotation of a GenBank genome assembly. Lineage: Eukaryota; Metazoa; Nematoda; Chromadorea; Rhabditida; Trichostrongylidae.
AUGUGGAAAGGCCCAGAAAUUGAGAAAACCUUGACAUGGAUUGAAAUUGAAGCUACCGUACCAUUAGUGGGGAAAAGUGCUAAGGCUCGGAGAAAAACUGUGCUCCGGAAAGUAUCCGGUGUGGCUCUGCCUCGUGAAGUUCUUGCAAUAAUGGGCGGAAGUGGGGCAGGAAAAACAACCUUGAUGAACAUCUUCGCGUUUCAAAGUUCCAAGGAGGUGGAGAGUAAAGGAGCAGUGCUGGUGAACGGAAGACCGAUGACAAAACUUGAAAUGCGAAGGAUGUCAGCUUAUGUCCAACAGAUUGACCUAUUUUGCGGCACGCUGACAGUAAAGGAACAGUUGACGUACUCUGCUUUGUUACGGAUGGGAAGUCAGUUCACUUACGAACAAAAGAUGAAAAAAGUGCAAGAAGUGAUCAAAGACAUGAAUUUGACGGACUGUCAAGACACUCUAAUUGGCAUACCGAAUCGGAGCAAAGGGAUUUCUGUAGGAGAGAAAAAGCGCCUAGCGUUCGGCAGUGAGAUUUUAACUGACCCCACCAUCUUGUUCUGUGAUGAGCCCACAACUGGCCUAGAUGGAUUCAUGGCGCAUCAGGUCGUACAAGCUCUUCAACUAAUGGCUGCAAAGGGCAAAACAGUGGUGACGGUAAUUCAUCAGCCCGGUAGCACAAUCUUCAAUAUGUUUGACAGGGUUUGUUUUAUGGCCCUCGGGAAGCCAGCGUACUUCGGCAGGGUCAAGGAUCUGAUCGAAUUUUUCAACGGCCUUGGCCAUCAAUCACUACGCGUACCAGAGUCCCAUAACCCAGCCGAUCACGUCAUUGCUAAACUCGCCGUCAACAACGAUACAAUCGACAAGGAUAUCAAGCGCGUCAAUUUCAUAACCGAGAUGUUCGAAGAAAGUUAUGCUGCAGAUGAAUUGAGAGACCUCAUACAAAAGACUUCUAUCAAGCCAGAAGGAGAUGUUGAGGAUGGUCCGGAGAAGCAUAGUAUGUGGGUGCCUGGGUUCUUACUGAAACCCUAA